ACACCUUGUUGUGGGUUUGUUGUGUUUCCCGCUCUCCAAAACGCACACGGGAGCCGGAGUCUUGCGCUCCGUGCUCCGGCAGCAGCAAGCGUCAGAUGGGACUGCGGUGUACUCCCGGACACUCCGCUCCAGUUACCCUCUUUCACGAGUCCCGUCCGGCGACUAUGUAACACCGCCACAACGGAACAGCCCCCGAAGGGACGUCUCGCCAUCAGAGUGUAUAUCUGGCCUUAACACACCGGCGCCGACACGUAGCGGCGCGCAUUUCACGUGUGUCAAAAGCCGCCCCUAGCACCAACUGGAAGCGGCGCGACGGUCGCGCUGCAUUUUAAAAUCAGGAAGUCACCUGUCGAUCAACCGCAACAAAGAGACGAAACGCAAUGGGCCCUGCCCGCUGCCUCUGAUUGUCCCUCCCUCCCCUCACCCCUGGUGACCCCUGCCCCAAGAGAGCAAGGCGGUAGGUCGAGCACGGGCCAGCGCGGGCACAGGCUGACAUGAAGCCGAGGAGGAAGCUGCUGCUGGCGGCCCUGCUGGCCUGGCUCCUCCUCUUCCUACUGUCCCUCUCCCUGGACAAGGGGCCAGAGGCGGUGGCGUGGGGCAAGCUCAGAGUCUCCCUCACCCUCACCCCCGGGACCACCGGCUCGGGGGAGGUGCCCGACACGCCGCAGGGCUCAGCGCUGGACCCCCGGGAUGAGGGGGGCCUGGAGGGGGGUGGUGAGGAGGUGGAGGAGGAGGAGGGAAGGAGCAGGCGCAGAGAGAAGCAGCAGCUGAAGGAGGAGGGGAAGCCGAGCUGGCAGAAGAGGACGAGGGGGAUCCGCUCGACGCAAGCCGCGCAGGAGCGCUGCGGCGUGGCCGGCUUUAACUUGAGACGCAGGGGGUUGGUGCAGAGGCUGUGGCAUGGCUCUGCCUCGUACAGCAUCCUCAGCCCCAGCCUGCAGCUGGAACGCAUGAACUACCUGAGCGCAAACAAGCACCAGGUGGCCCUCCAGGCGCGCCGGGGGCGGGGGUCAAGGAGUAGCCCGGAACUGCACUGCCAGCUUCAAAGCGAGGCGCGCCUUGGGACUUUAGACGGCAGCCAGCAACCGUUCGCCGGCCUCGGCUGGUCCCGCUUGGUGCCCAGAAGACCCCUGGCGCCCGCAGCGAUGGGGUCAGAUUUCAAAACGUGCGCGGUGGUCAUGUCGGCGGGCGCCAUUUUGAACUCUUCCCUGGGGGAGGAGAUCGAUUCCCAUGAUGCAGUGCUACGCUUCAACGCAGCGCCCACAAAGGGCUAUGAGAGGGACGUUGGAAACAAGACCACCAUCCGCCUCAUCAACUCUCAGAUCAUGGCCCUACGCAAGCAUCACUUCAACUCCAGCUUCCUGUACCAGAACGUGACCCUGGUGGCCUGGGACCCAGCGCCCUACUCCCUCAACCUGUCGGAGAGGCACAACAUACACAGCUUCAGUCACACCAUGCUGUGGUAUGAGAACCCGGACUUCGACCUCUUCACGUCGUACGUGAGGUGGAGGCAGGACCGGCCGGACCAGCCCUUCUACAUCCUCCACCCCGCCUACCUGUGGCGCCUGUGGGACGUGAUCCAGUCCAACACCCAGGAGAACAUCCAGCCCAACCCGCCCUCCUCCGGCUUCAUCGGUACGGUGCUGAUGAUGGCGCUGUGCCGCCAGGUGCACGUCUACGAGUACGUGCCGUCGGCGCGGCAGACGGACCUGUGCCACUACUACGAGGAGAUCCAUGACGAAGCGUGCACACUGGGCGCCUACCACCCACUGCUCUACGAGAAGCAGCUGGUGCAGCGCAUGAACGCCGGUACCUGUGAUGACCUCCGGGUCAAAGGUCGCGUCACCCUGCAGGGGUUCGGCUCCGAUGGCUGCAUUGCGGCGCCGUCCAACCGUGACAUGUGACCCCCCCCCUGUCUAUCCCAGGGACGCCGUGAAAAUAAAUGGGUCGCCGAAUGUGAGAAAAAAGUCGGUGAUAAAACUGGUGAGAACGUGGCAACGUUUUUUACGUCCGAAACUUUCGAUGGAGGACAUGGAGAUGAUGGGGAGGACACAUGAUAGGUUCAGAGGAAAACUCCAAGGGAACUUUGUUUGUGAGUAUUUUAACACAAAAGUGCACUUCCUUUCACUGGGAAGCACAUCGACAUAAUGUGACGUCUGUUAACGUUCUUGCUUGGUUCCCGACAUUCUUUGAAACGUUUCCCGUCGUGUUUGCAAUAAUGUUUUCGGUGGGGGAGAACCAUGUGCAAUAAUUUUAUUCUAGGUUCUAUAACACCAUGUCGGGAAUAACAGGUUAAGUCGUUUAGGGAAUUGUAAUCUUUCACUGUUUAAUUUAUGAAUAUAUCACAAAGCACAAGUUUGAUAACUUCUGGCAUUUCUUUGAAAGACUGCGUCGUUUUUUACACCUUUUGUGAUAAGGAUGGAUGGAUUUUUUUUCCGAAAGACCCCAGUGAGCCAGGGUCCAUGGUCUUUGUGGAACCGGAAAAAUUCCACUUUCAUACUAUCAGGAGGCUUUGUAAUAGUGUUACGCUUCAUUUUCCCAUUCUGACGUAAGACGUCAACAAACAAUAUGAUGGCCUUUAAAUGUGUGGUUACAAAAGACAGUACUACAGACUACAUUGGAUAAAGCAACCACAGUAAUAAAUUAAUAAUAAUAUGCAGAAUAUUAUAUUUAGAAUUAUAAUUAUUAUAUUGAUAAACAGCACCUUCAACUUCCACACAGAAUUCCCUUUAAAUCUAGAACCUUGAUUCACACAAAGUGUGAUUGUUGUUUAUUAUUGUGAUGUAAGUUGAAAGCAACCGACCUGGGACUCGUUUCCCGAUAACGACGGAUCUUCGGUCGUACGAUCAUUCUCACGAUGGAUCUUGUGAUCCAUCGUGAAUUUCUUUGUCGUGUUUCUCGAAACUCCUCUUGACAUGAACGCGUGUGCACUGCGCUAACGACGUCGUAGGAUUGUAACUGUCUACUGACACGGUGCUGAAAUGGGCUCCGUAGGAGGGGGAGAUGCAGGAAUGUCGCAGGAAAAUUGUUUUAAAAAGGGUUAAAAUGUCUC
This is a messenger RNA of Gadus macrocephalus (Pacific cod), 3049 nucleotides long. RefSeq names its product beta-galactoside alpha-2,6-sialyltransferase 2-like. NCBI's taxonomy places the organism in Eukaryota, Metazoa, Chordata, Actinopteri, Gadiformes, Gadidae. Gene Ontology annotation, molecular function: sialyltransferase activity. The record is from RefSeq and is a predicted model, not a curated record. The transcript has 8 exons. Bases 495 to 1901 code for a protein of 468 amino acids.